Plenodomus lingam JN3 is the source of this 1344-nucleotide messenger RNA. RefSeq lists its product as uncharacterized. NCBI's taxonomy places the organism in Eukaryota, Fungi, Ascomycota, Dothideomycetes, Pleosporales, Leptosphaeriaceae. Gene Ontology annotation, cellular component: nucleosome. The record is from RefSeq and is a predicted model, not a curated record. Gene Ontology annotation, biological process: nucleosome assembly. Gene Ontology annotation, molecular function: structural constituent of chromatin; DNA binding, bending.
AUGUAUGUGCCUGUUGUGAUGGUUGCCACUCCGAGGCGCGUCGAUCGUGGGGCAGAUGCAAGGCGUGCCGGGCGUGCCUGGCUUUUCCUGACGGCCCCCGCCCAUCGCUUGAGCUCUCGUUUCGCUCCCACCCACCUUGCUUGGACAGACCCAGCAGAGACACUUCGCCUCGCCACACCCGCUUCUCGCCAUUGCACGCCCAACAGCAGCUCCGCGCAGAACAUCUGCUCAAUCGACGUCGCUGUCUGCCUCCCUCGUCCCGCCAUCUUUCCAGUUCCAUCUCGACUCGCCGCCAUGUUGGUCCGCGGCAGCGCCCUCUGUCGCUUGACGGCUGAUGGCUCCAAAACAUCCCCACACCACUUUCCUCACCUCACCCGCCACCUUCAGAGCGCCCUGCCGAUGCGCAAUGCCGCCAAUGGCUCGUCUACUGCCCGCAACCUGUGGCGUGCCCGCGCAAUUUCUCUCAAUGCCCGUCGCUCCAUGGCCACGACGGCGACCGCAGUCAAGCCCACAGAAACGGUGAAGAAAGCAGUCAAGGCCAAGGCUGCGGCCAGCCCAGCGCCCAAGACGGCCACCAAGAAGGCAGGCUCUACGACCAAGGCAAAGUCUGCAGCGGCUGCGAAGAAGAAGAAGACGACGACGACGAAGACGAGAAAGGCCGCAGCUAAGAAGCCUGCGGCUAAGAAGAAGAAGAAGGUCGCAGCGAAGAAGCCUGCCGCAAAGAAGCGUGUCAAGAAGGAGCUUACCCCGGAGCAGAAGCUCAAGGUGGAGGUUGCACACCUGCGCAAGGUUGCGCUCAGGGAGCCUGUCACACCCAGCUCUUUGAGCGCAUUCAACCUCUACGUGGCCCAGAACAGCCACAAGGCACAGGAUCUGCCCACGGCUCAGGAGCGACUCACUGCGGUUGCAAAGUCCUUCAAAGACCUUUCUCCCGCCGAACUCGAGCAUUACAACCAUUUGGCCGCCGAGAGAACCGCUGCCAAGCGAGCCGAGUACAAGGCCUGGGUCGAGUCCCACACGCCCGAUCAGAUCAGGUUGGCCAACAAUGCACGCCGACUACUGAGAAAGAAACUGGUCAACAAGCGGAAGUCUGGACAUCCUGCUCGCACCGAGAAGCUCAUCGACGAACGUGUCCCCAAGUCUCCCGCGUCUGCAUACAUCCACUUCGUCACAGAGAGAUUUACCUCGGGCGACUUCAAGGGCAUCCCCGUCACCGAAGCAGCCAAACUGGCGGCAAACGAGUGGAAGGCCUUGAGCGCGGGCGAGAAACAGAAAUACAUAGACAAGAGCAAGGCUGAAAGCGAGAGAUAUCGCUCGGCCAUGGAAGCCACGGCUGCGGCCUGA